UUAUGCUGACUGGGAAAAAAUAAAGUAUAGCUAGCUAUAUAUGUACCACUUUUGCUAAUUACAUACCUUCCAACCCUGGAAUCCUGUAAAAUGGGAGAUUGCGUGAACUUAGUUUAGAGUUUCUGUGAGGUGCUGCCAUAGUUAGUGCCAAGGGAAAAAAAUUAAGAUUUUGAGCUUCUCUCUAGAUCCUAACAAAAAUUUUGCUGAGUUUAGAAGAGGUUGCUGAUAAGCCGCAAACGCCCGCAUAGGUAGAGACGAAUUUGGGAAUUUUUCGAAUUAAAUUGGCCCAAAACCGCCCACACUUUCACGAACUCGGCCGGAGCAUUCCUGAAGUGCAAUUUCUUGUAACAUCAUGCAGAGUUCCGACUCGCCGAAAACGCUGUGUAUGUGAGGGCGGCCGCAGGCGUUUUUUCGGGGGUUUUGGGGGGUUUUUUCGUCUGUAACUGCCCUAAAAAGCCUGGGUCUGUCCGAAACGGCCCGAAAUGCAACGCGAACAAGCUCCUUAAAUUCUUACGAAAGAAGGGAGGUGCUAUUUUGUCGUCGUACUUACAGUUUAUUAUUUGUGGGAUUUUAUUACAGCUAUUUAUGAAAUAAAUGUUAUAAAAAACAGUCUUCCACUACCAUUCCUCGACAUUAAAAGAAUAAAUUAUGCAUGGUAAUAAAUGUUUAAAAAACGUUGUUUCGGGUUGAUUUCUGGUUUCUCCAGGCGAAAUUUCAAGUUUUUGUUAUAUUGCCGGAACUCGACCGACAGCCCCAUGGUUUCCGGCGAGUCGGCACCCUCGUUCACGCAGUCGAUAGUUAAAAGAAGGCGCUUGAAGAUAAGGACAAGUUCAUUAAUAUCAGACCAUAUUUUGAUGAUUUUUGGACAUUGGUAUCAGUUGUUUUAAGUUUAUCAGAAAAUGUUUAUGGAGAAUAAGUUAAAAAAACAAUUUGAUUUUAGACUUAGCAUUAUAGUCAGAAGUUCCUGAAUAUGAAAUCCCUGUUUCAUAACAGCAAAUAUUAACAUAGUUAUUAUCGUUUGUUUCAGGAACAAUAAAUUGAUAAAAAAUUAACAAGCCCAGAAUUUUGAAAUUGAUAAAAAAUGCUCUAAACUCCUUAUUUUUAUGAGUUAUGUAUUUUGCUUUGAUUAUGAUGUUUUUAGGAACUUUCUGAGCAAUUUUGCAUAUUUUUUAUUUCCAGGACACAAAAUUGAUAAAAAUAUAACACUUUAAAGCUGCAAAAUUGUUAGGUUUUAUCAGCUUGUGACCCCAAAACAAAAAGAGACAAAUAACUAUUUUUUUGUACUUAUUUUAUAUGAAAAUACAGUUAACUGGAACAAUACUGAAUAUAUAUCCCAUGUAGAGCAAAAAUGUGAUAAUUUCUUAACAAAUCUGAAUCGGGAUAUUUUUCUUUGCAAAUACUACACUUCUAGUUAUUUUGUUAUCAAAUCCUGUCCAAUUUUUUAACCAUAUGUGGCAGUAACCAUUCAUGCACUCAAUACUCAAUGAGUCUAACAUAACAGUCUAAAAAAACUUAAAAGGGCAAUAAUAAAGUAGAGUUUGGUUAUGUAAAUUGUUAAGAUUUUAUCAUUUUAUUACCCCUAAAAUUGUUUUUAGGCAUUAUUAAAUAAGACUUAAUAUGAUUUUAACGCUCUUUACAAAAUACAGGACAUUUAUAUCUAAUUGAAAAUGAGUAUCAUUCUGACAUUUUAAUAAUUUUCCUUUGUUAAAAAUUUAUCAGUAUAUUGUUCAAAUAUAUACUCUGAUAAAUUUGUGUCCUGAAAUUUUUUUUUAGUGAAUAUACCAUUAAAGAGUGCUUUAAAUAGGAUAAGGAGAUUGAAAACACAAGGAUAACCAAAGAAAUGAUAAAUUACUAACAAUGUUACUUUUUUAUCAAAAUCAUGUACCACAACAGGUUUUUUUAGUAUUUUGACCAACUUAGCUUUUGAAGAACAAGCAUACGCAGCAUCCCUCAAAAUUUUAGCAAACUAGGCGGAUUUAUAAACAAAUUAUAAGGAAAUUUUUCUUUUUUGCUUUUUUGCAAUGUCCAAAUCGGUGUCUGAUAUUUAUGAACUUGUCCAUAAAGAAGUUAAUAUAUCAGUUUUUUAUCAAGUAAAUCUUAUUGAAAACUAUCGAAAACAGUUCUUUUUAGAACUUCGCUACCAUAUAUUAUAUAAGUUUAUUUUUUAAUUUUCUGAAUCAUUAUAUAUUAUUCAGGUCUAUACAGGUUUUUGUCGGGCAAAUACUUAAGGUUUUUUUCAAAACACCGAACUUGCUCGAAAACACCUGCACUUUUUACGGCAUAUGCAGCUUAUUGACACCCUCGUUGGUUAAGGGGCUUUUGAAAAAAUUUUUGGGCCCUGUUUGUGGGAUAUCGCCGUGCACUGUAUUUCACGGACGGAAAUCCGCUAAAGAGGGGGAGGGAGGUCGUCCGAAUCCUAACUGCAAUAUACUGCUAACAGGGCCCAAAAAUUUUUUGAAGCCCCUUAACGUAUAUACCUAACGUAAAUGUAUGGUUUUUAUACAAUGAAAUGUGAUAUAUAAAAGUAGGGUGACCGUAUGGAUUUCUCCAUGGGUAAACUAUUAGUUAGCCAUAUUUUGUUUGUUUGUCAGUCCGUAUUUUGUCUGUUUGUCUGCCAAAAGCGUCUUGUGUAAAAGCACACGAAAUGUAAUGCGAUACAUUAAGGAUGAGCAACCCUGUGAAUUUUUCCAUUGGUAAACGAUUAGUAUAUAUUAAUAAUAGCCAUAUUUUGUCUGUUCGUUGGACACCCUUUCGUAUGUAUAUGUAUAUAUCUUGUCUGUUUGUCCGCCAAAAGCAUCUUGUGUAACAUCAAGCACAAAAUGAAAUGCAAUAUAUAAAGGACGGGCAAUCCCAUGAAUUUUUUCAGGGUUAAACGAUUAGUCUUUAUAUUGAUACUAGCCGUAUUUUGUCUUUUUGUCGACCAAAAGGGACUUGUGUAAAACCACAAGCGAAAUCAUCAUCAUUCUCGGCUUAACGUCCGUUUUCCAUGCUAGCAUGGGUUGGACGGGGUAUAUUAAUGACCCUCUUCCAAUCUGAUCUAGACUGUGUUAGAUCUAAACUCAACUUCCUCUGUAUCAAGUCUGAGGACGGGUGACCCCAUGGAUUUUUCCACACAUAAACGAUAUAGCAUGAUAUAUGCUGUUUUGAAAUUAUGGUGAUUAAAUAACUGUAUAAAAAAGUAAAUAUGAAGGUCUCCAGGAAUUGAAUCCUGUCAUACCGAGGCUGGGCAUUGUCUUAACAUUUUUAAGAUUUUAAAAAUUUCUUAUAUUGAAAAAAAACCCGCGUAUUUUCAAUUACAGGUCAAGAAACAACACAAUUUUUUUACUGAAGUUACAUCCUGAAAAAUUUAUUCUAAAAAUAAGUCUUUUUUUCUCAACGAAAAUAGUGUUUUAAAACAAAGAAAAGAGAAGAAUAAAAAGUAAGAAAGUUUCAGCCUAGAAGCAUUUUGCUAGUAAAAUUGAAGCAAGUCAAAAACGCUUUUCUUAUAGGAAAAAAAACGUGUAUACAACCAGCUAAUAUAGCAAACUUGUGGAUUACAACAGGUUAACAGCUAGUAUUUUAUAAACGAUUUUCAGGUUAUAAUUUAUUUAGGAGUGUGAGGUUCGACAACCGUGACUCAGCAGAGUAUAAAAGAGAAGAAACUCGACAGAGUAUAAAAGCUAGUUAUUCAGAACAUUCAGAUAUUCCAAAUUAAUUGAACUUACUGAACCUUGAACUUGAAUUUACUUAUCGGUGAACUUAAUAGUGAACUUAUCGGUGAAUUUAGUAGUGAAUUUAUUGGUGAAAUUACAAAACGGAGGUUUCUCUAGCUUCUAAGAUUUUUUUUUCUCGAUCACACGUUACCACCGCUAAUAUGAACCUCGCAUAUAAAAGCUGUCGCCGUAUGGUACUUUUACUUUCUGGUGAUGUUGAAACUAAUCCGGGGCCUUGCACUAUUCUAAAGUCGGUACAGGGAUCUUUUCAUCAAGGGGAUGUUAGGCUUGGAACUUUUACUGGUACACAAUGUAUGUGUAAUUCCCUGUUUGCGAUCGUUUGGUCGGCUCUUAAAAAAGUUUCUUUUUGGAAUCCAGGUGAUCUUGAUCAUAUCCUUUCCGAAGGAACAAAGUGGUACACAAACCUAGGAUACACAAACCAGUACUUAAGCGCAAGUGAGCUCCCAAAUAGUUUCGUUCUUGAAAAUGAGGUCAUACAAAUACAAAGUUUAGAAAAUGUUUCUCAUAUUAUUACAGACGAUAGCACUUUAUUACGCACUUUUCAUAAUUCAUCUGAUUCCGAUAAAGGGCAAGGAAUGCUGGGCAUUAUUAGCGGUGUUAGUUUUGCUAUAGUUUGGGACCACCCGCAAAUUUAUUUAUUUGAUCCUCAUAGCCGAACUAGUUUAGGACAAAUAACAGAACAGGGUACGUCAGUCCUUUUAAAAUUUGAUUCAUUGCAACAUGUUGAAAGCUACAUACGCGAAAUAUACGUCACCCCUGGCGAAGCAAUGUGUCUUGAAACUCAAUAUUUCAAAAUACUCACAACUGAGCAGAUAACUGGUAACAUUAUGCUUAACAUUCGCAGGAAAAGAAAACUAGAACAAAACAGGAAGUACCGUGAAUCCGAGAGAGGCCGAGUGAAACAAAAAAAUUCAAUAGGCAAAUAUCAGAAAACGGAAUACGGCCAAGCUAAGUUGAGCGAGUCGAUAAGCAAAUAUCGGAAAACGGAACAGGGACAAGCUAAGGUGAAAAAGUCGAUAGGCAAAUAUCAAAAAACAGAACAGGGUCAAGCUAAAGUAAAAAAGUCAAUAGGCAAAUAUCAGAAAACAGAAAAGGGACACGCUAAGAUAAAAGAGUCUAUAGGCAAAUAUCAAAAUACAGUAAAUGGUCGAUCCAAGCUAAGAGAGUCGAAAAGUAAAUACAAAAAAACGGAACAGGGCCAAGCGAAGCAAAGGGAGUCCGUAGGAAAAUAUCGGGAAACUGAGCAGGGCCAACAGGCACAAAAAACUGCAAAGAAACGCCAUGUAGUGGAAGGUAAAGCAACAAAACGUAAGCGUGUUAACAAUCUGCCUGAUUCUGAUGAAAAAAUAAACCAAUUUAAAAAAUGCAUUGGGAAUGGGCCAUUUUAUAUAUGUGUCAUAUGUAAUCGUUCUUUAUAUAGGCGGUCAAUUAAAUUUUUUCGCCACGUCGAUUAUCCUGCCAUUUUAGAAGAGCAUUUUCGCUUCAGAGUACAAAGUUUUGAUGGCAAAGAAUACAUAUGUGCAACAUGCCAUUCAAAACUUACAAAAGGAAAGGUUCCUUCCCAGGCUGUAUCUAAUAAUCUCCAAAUGUUUGAUCUCCCAGAAUCAAUGAGCACAUUACGACGAUUAGAAAAAAUUAUUAUAUCUAAAAGAAUUUUAUUUAAACGAAUUGCAAUAAUGCCUAAAGGUCAGUGUCCUAAAAUAAAAGGUGCAAUAUGUAAUGUUCCAAUAAAAGCCGAUGAAAUAAGCAAUGUCUUACCAAGAGGAAUGGAUAAUAAUGGUGUAGUGCAAGUUGCGUUAAAGAAAAAACUGAAUUUCAAAUCUAACGUUUAUUUAGAAUCGGUAAGGCCAGAUGUUAUUCGGGAAGUUCUUUGUUAUCUGAAACUGGUUAACCCUCUUUAUUCAAAUAUUGAAAUUAACCUCACAAACAUACCACCUUCCUGGAUUAAUUUAACAUCUGAACAUGAAACUGGAAAAAGUAAAAAUGAAAUGAACGUUGAUUUUGCAAUAAAAUCGACAACAAAUAAUAAUAUCGGUGAUGUAAAAACCAAGAAUGAAGAUUACCUGGACAAUAGCGAAGAAGAGAAUGAAAACCCGUUAAACGAGUAUCGCUUGCCUUGCCAAGAAACGUCUUUUGUUCCAACUAUUCCACAUGACCAAAUUGAUGAUGGAAAUAUUGUUAUUGCUCCAGGAGAGAAAAAAAUUCCCAUACCAAUAAUUUCUGAUGAGCAUUGUGAAGAACUUUCCCACCCCUAUCUAUUUCCAACAGGUAAAUUCGGAUAUCACACGAAAAGACAAGUACCACUUUCCCCGACCAAGUAUUUCAACCAAAGAUUACUGAAUUAUAGACAGAAGUUUGCCUCUGAUACUGACUAUAUAUUCUUUGCUCAUGCAGUGACUCAACAUCUUAAUUUAAAUAGUCGCAUAAACAUCGCUAUGCAAAAAAUUAAAGCGGAUGGUCUUACAGCAGGAAUGAUGUCUGCGAAUUUUAAAGAAAGAGUUAAAUCGUUUAUAGCCAGUGACGACGCUUUCACGUUUAUGAACACGUUGAAAGGAACUCCUGCAUAUUGGAAACGAUUUCUCUUUGAAGUUUUGGCUAUGGUAAAACAGUUAGGACUUCCAACAUUUUUUAUGACUUUGUCCUGUGCAGACUUAAGAUGGAAUGAACUGGUUAAAAUCAUUACUAAAUUAAAAGGUAUUGACAUAUCUGAAGAAGAAAUCGAAAAUCUAAAUUAUUAUCAAAGAACAGAGAUUCUUAACAGUAAUCCAGUUCUUCUAGCAAGACAUUUUCAAUAUAGAGUUGAGACGUUUUUUAAAACCAUAGUUGUCAACGGACCAUUAGGUAAAGUAAACUACUACGCGAUUAGAGUUGAAUUUCAGGUUAGAGGUAGCCCACACAUCCACUCUUUAUUAUGGGUUGUCAAUGCACCAAUUUUCCGUAGCGAUAAUAAGAAAGAAUAUAUUGCCUUUGUGGAUAACAUAGUUAAAUGUCAGCUUCCUAAUAAAGACAGCAACCCAGAUCUCUACAAACUAGUUUCGACAUAUCAAACACAUUCUCAUUCUAAAUCUUGUCGUAAAUAUAAAAACAAGAAUUGUCGAUACUCUUUCGGCAAGUUUUUUACAGACCGUACAAUUGUUGCUGAGACUUUACCUGAUAACAUCUCAAAGAAAGAAAGAGAAACACGGUUAAAAGAAAGAAAGGCUAUACUAGAAAAAGUAAAAACUUACAUAGAUUCAAAUUUGAAUCCAAGAUUCAACAAUAUUCUUCAUCCAGACGAACCGAAUUAUAACCAACCAGGUACAAUUGAACAAAUCCUUCAAAGUUUAGCCAUAACAAAUAAAGAAUAUGAAAACGCACUAAGCAUCUCACCUGAUACUGGAUUUCAAAUUCACUUCCGAAGGCUUCCAGAUUCUUGUUUUAUCAAUAAUUAUUUUACUGAGGGUUUGAAGGCAUGGGAAGCUAACAUAGACAUUCAACCUGUUCUUGAUUAUUAUAAAGCAGUUUCUUACAUGUGUGCUUAUUUGUCAAAAGUUGAAAAUGAAUCUUCAGAGGCAAUGAAAAAAGCUGCAUCGCAAGCACUAGAAACUGGUGAUUCAUUAUUUGAACAGAUGAAGUCAAUUGCAAAUGCGUAUCGAAAUCAUCGCGAAAUGUCAGUUCAAGAAGCAGUAGCUACUAUAAUGCCAGAAAUAUGGUUACGAAAGACAUUUCCAGCUGUAGUUUUUGCAAAUAGUAACAUUCCUGAGAAGCGAUACAGGGUAUGUCGCAACGAAGAAGAAAUUUUAAGUUUACCACCAGAGAGUACGGAUAUUUUUAAACGAAACAUGUUGGAUAGAUACAUGGAUAGACCAAAUCUAGAAUUUAAAAAAGGCAGAUACCCCAUGUUGGAACAAAUGUGUUAUGCUGAGUUCUUGUCAAGCUACUCUAUGAAAAUAAAACCGAAACCAGAAGAAGAAAAUGACAGUCAACCAGAAGUACUUGAAGAAAUAAUAGCUGAGAUUCAAGUCGAAUCUCCUUAUCCAAAAACUAUACCUCUGAUGUCAUCAAAAGAAAUGUUGAACUUGCGAAAAGAAAAAUGUGUUCUAAGAUACCAUGUACCUAGUCGAGACAAAAAUCCAGAAGGAUAUGCACAUCAUUUGCUCCUUAUGUUUUAUCCUUUUCGCCAGGAAGCAAAAUUGUUAAGUGAAAACUCGGGUACUUACACAGAGAAAUUAUUGGAAAACGGUGUAUUAGAAAUUAUAAAUACAAAUAAAAGAAUAUGCGAACCAUUUGGUGAACUUGUUGAAGAAGCAAUGAUAAAUUUUCACGCAAAUGUAAAUAAUCUUGAUUCUUUUGCCGAACAGGAAAACGACGAUGUUUCUGAUGAGAUUAGUAAUAUAAACAACCAUGACACUGACGAAAUUCGAAGUGAAACCGAAAACAUCCCAGUUUUUGGAAACACUUUUUCAUCUAUUACUGAGCCUGGAAUUUCCGACGACGAACUCCAUGAAAAGAUUCGAACAUUAAAUAAAACACAAAGGCAAAUUUUUGAAGUGGUAAAUGAUUGGGUUAGAACUUACGUAAAAGGUUUAGCGCACACCAUAAAAUUAAGCCAAUUCACAUUUUUCUAACAGGAAGUGCAGGUUGUGGAAAGUCCCAU
Molecule: messenger RNA, 8349 nt
Organism: Hydractinia symbiolongicarpus
Lineage: Eukaryota; Metazoa; Cnidaria; Hydrozoa; Anthoathecata; Hydractiniidae
Exons: 2
Coding region: 3854-8320 (1488 amino acids)
Source: RefSeq, a predicted model, not a curated record